This is a messenger RNA of Dioscorea cayenensis subsp. rotundata (Guinea yam), 623 nucleotides long. Its product is annotated as CEN-like protein 2. The transcript has 4 exons. NCBI's taxonomy places the organism in Eukaryota, Viridiplantae, Streptophyta, Magnoliopsida, Dioscoreales, Dioscoreaceae. The record is from RefSeq and is a predicted model, not a curated record. The coding region runs from base 39 to 560 and encodes 173 amino acids.
UCAUCCUAGUUUAGAAGAGAAAGCUAGCGCUUAUAGCCAUGGCAAGAGUGUUAGAGCCUCUCAUUGUUGGGAGGGUGAUUGGAGAAGUCUUGGACUUCUUCAACCCAAGUGCCAAGAUGAUUGUGACCUACAACACCAACAAGCUUGUUUGCAAUGGUUUUGAGCUCUACCCUUCAGCUAUCCUUAAUAAACCCAGGGUUGAAGUUCAAGGGGGUGAUCUUAGGUCCUCCUUCACUUUGGUGAUGACUGAUCCUGAUGUGCCAGGCCCUAGUGAUCCAUACUUAAGGGAACACUUACACUGGAUUGUGACUGACAUUCCAGGCACAACUGAUGCUUCAUUUGGGAGGGAAAUGGUGAGCUAUGAGAGUCCAAGGCCAACUAUUGGGAUCCAUAGGUUUGUGUUUGUGCUUUUCAAGCAGAAGAAGAGGAGCACGGUGGUCAUUCCGGCGACCAGGGACCAGUUCAACACUCGCCGUUUCGCCGAGGACAAUGACCUUGGCCUUCCGGUCGCCGCCGUCUACUUUAAUGCUCAGAGGGAGACCGCUGCCAGGCGGCGCUGAAUUAUAUAUUAAUAUCCUUCUAUCUACCUAAUUAAUUAAAUAUAUUGCAUGUGUUAAGUCAUU